Molecule: messenger RNA, 471 nt
Organism: Aspergillus chevalieri
Lineage: Eukaryota; Fungi; Ascomycota; Eurotiomycetes; Eurotiales; Aspergillaceae
Product: DASH complex subunit DAD3 family protein
Exons: 2
Coding region: 1-471 (156 amino acids)
Biological process (GO): attachment of spindle microtubules to kinetochore
Cellular component (GO): mitotic spindle; DASH complex
Source: RefSeq, a predicted model, not a curated record
AUGGAAGACUCCGAAAUCACCAGCACACCACCAGAUAACACCACCACCGAAAGCCCCUCAAACCCCCUCCUCCGCGCCUCCAACCCUCUCGUCACUGAUCUCGAACAAGAAGUUCUCGACGAAUACUCCCGUCUCCUAGGGAACGUCAACAAGUUGUCCGAUAAACUAUCCGACCUCGCCGGCUCCCCCUCCUCAUUGACACUCGACGGCCUACGCCUCCUCGAACGCAAAACAGCAACGGUGUGCACGUUGCUCAAAGCGAGUGUUUACAGUAUUGUGCUGCAGCAGCAGAUUUUUAAUGAGAGUGAGGAGCAGCAACAACAGCGGGAACAAGCUCAGCAGGAGGAGAUGGAGGGACAGUUUGGGGGAGGGGCUGGGGAGGAGGAGAGUCAGUAUGGGUAUGGGUUUCAGUAUGGAGGUGGAGGAGGGCAGUAUGGGAAUGGGUAUGGGGAGGAGAGUUUUGGGGGGUGA